UAGGCAAAUUUACGAAAAGAAGAUCAAGAUUCAAGACCAAUAGCCAAACGCCAAAUCCCUAAUAUUAUUUGUUCACGUCACAGGGCUGCAAUUCAUCGGACCUCUUGCCACGCAGCUCGUCUUCCCCACUAUCCUUCACCGUCCGCCGUAACAACGCUCGUCUCUCCUCAUCCCCACCGCCGGUGGGUGAACUUUCUCUUGUAAAGCCAAAGAUGUCGUCACUCGCCACUCUCCUUCUCAAUUGAUUCCCGCAACUCAACAAGGUUUUUGAGAAAUUAAUGGCUUCUGAAAAGGAUACAGAGAAAGACCAACUCGCUGCUUCUCUAAAUGAUCUUUUCACCAAUGUUUCCGAUAUGAUUAAAGGCGAGCUCCAGUUGAAGGAACGGAGGGGAAGGCAAUCAGGGGAAAUCUUUCAACACGAAAGUCACUAAAUUUCUAGAGCAUCAUCAAUUACCGACUUUGGAAUGCCAUUCAAAAAUCUUUUCCCAAAUAAUCAAUUUGUUAUUCUUAAGCAACUACAAGAAUCAUCCCUGCCGCUGCUAAGUCUUCAGAGAAGAUUCAGUUGUUCGUCGCAACCUGAUUCUUCCAACUGGGUUCAAAGCAACCAAUUGUUUCAAAGGCACCCCAGGUUGCAACUUUUCGAGAAAGGAUGGAUGAAAACACUUCAUCAUCUCAAGCAAUUUGUUGCUUACGUAGUUGUCACGGGUCUUCACCGCAACCCCUUCAUCAUGAGUCGCAUACUCUAUUUGAGCUUGGUCGAGUCGGAAGAAUGUAACCGUAUCGAAAAUUCUGAGUUUGGAAUUCAGAUCUUCAGGAGGAUCGAAAGACCCAAUAUUUUUUCCUGGAAUACCUUGAUUAGAUUCUUCUCCGGGUUAGAUCCCAUGAUUGCUCUGCAUUUUUACACGAAAAUGGUUAGAGAAAGAAUAUUCCCCGACACAUAUACAUUCACAUUCUUGCUCCAGGCUGGUGGGCCUAGUUUGGAUCUGUUUUUUGUGAAACAAGUUCAUUGCCAUGCUCUGAAAUUCGGUUUCAAUCACAAUUUGUUUGUUCAGAAUUCCGUACUCAGUGCCUAUGCAAUUUGGGACUCGGCAAUGGAUGCACGGAAUGUGUUCGAUGAAAUGUCAAACAAAGAUGUCGUUACAUGGACGAGCAUGAUAUCCGGGCUCGUCGCACAUUCCAAUUACAUGGAAGCACUUCGAGUUUUCAAAGAUUUGAUGGCCGAUGACUGCCAACCACAUCCAAAUGUUGUCACCACCAUCUCUGUAAUGUCAGCUUGUGGUGGUCUAGGAUAUGCAAAUCUUACUAAAUGCUUCCACGCUUUAUUAGAGAAGGCUGGAUGGAUCGAAACUGACGUUUCUAUUUCUAAUUCUUUGAUUGACGCCUAUGCAAAAUGCGGAGAUUUAAGCAACGCAACUAGAGUUUUCGAUGAAAUUCAAAAUGUGAAGAAGGAUUUGUUUUCUUGGACGACCGUUAUCACAGCAUACGGUAUGCAUGGCCGAGGACUAGAUGCACUGUGUGUGUUCUCUCAAAUGGAUCCACUCCACGGACUUGCACCCGAUGCAGUGACCCUUGUCGCGAUUCUUUCAGCAUGCGCACACUCUGGCCUGCUCGACCAAGGUUUGUGCAUUUUUGAGUUGAUGUGGAGAAGAUACAAAAUUAAGCCCGACCUUCGUCACUAUGGAUGCAUUGUUGAUCUCUUGGGAAGAGCUGGGAUGAUUAAACGAGCUUAUAGUGUUGUUGAGAGCAUGCCGAUGGAGCCUAAUCUGGCUGUUUUGGGAUCUUUACUGAGUAGUUGUAGGCUUCACAAUGAGUUGGAGUUUGGUGAAGUAGUUUUAAGAAAGAUCGAGCUUUUGAAAGAGAGAGGAGGAGCCUCGGUGCUCAUAUCUAAUAUGUAUGCUAGUAAGAACGAAUGGGAUCGAGUGGUUAACGUAAGGAACAAAAUGAGAGAGAGAAUGAAAGGAAAGGUUCCUGGUAGAAGUUGGAUUCAGGUUAAAGAUGCCGUUCAUGAGUUUGUUGCAAGAAAUGAUGUUGAUCCAAAACUGCACAUGGUACUUCGAAGUUUGGAAAAGCUCUCUACACUGUUAUUGAAGUGAAGGGUACUCUGAGACCAGAAAAGAUUGAUUGCUAGUCUAGUAAAAAAGGAACAUGCAUUUCAGUUGGCACGCAACCUUUCUGCAGUUUAUAAUAUGUUAUCAUUGCACAGUCCGCGACCGGAAGCUUCACAUUUCUUGUAGGUUCCGAUGAUCAAAGAGUUAGGUAAAAUGGGAUAAGCAGCAGGAGGUGGAAGUUGGCAUUCAUCCCCAUUGAAGUAAAUCUUCCUUGGAAACACUCAUCCCUGUUCGAGUGUAAACAAACAUAUCCCUGUCCUUCUUCAAGAGUCUCGGAUUGAACAUUUUCAAACUCCCCGGCUACAUGACUAGGUCCUCGUAGAAGAUGACUCAAACAAGACAUGUGUGAGAUGUGCUCACUGUGUGAAGUUCAUCUAGUCGAAGUUGGUUAUGGCGAUCUUAACACGCUGGUAGUCUCUGUAGUUGAGCCAGUGGACGUGUAUGAGCCACAUGUGUGCGGGACCGUGCAUUGUUGAUGCAUAUUGAAUUAACGCAAGGGGUUUGACAAUUACGACAACACUUUACUAGUUCAAACAGGCGGACGGUUAUCCACAUUUAGGAGCAUCUUCCCGGAUUCGUGUUUCUUGAAAAGCCUCCCAACAACUUCGUCCCAGUUGGUCCUCGCGUCUUUACAAACAGCAUGAGGUAUAUUCAAACUUACGGCUCUCUCCAACGCAUCCUUGUGCUCCUUUUCUAAUGUCAGCUUCCUGUUGAAUUUCUGUACCCCUGGCGGAGUAGUUACGGUCUCUGUAUUAAGCUCCUGCAUAUUCUGCAUCACG
Messenger RNA from Salvia splendens (bonfire salvia), 2887 nucleotides. RefSeq names its product putative pentatricopeptide repeat-containing protein At3g28640. Lineage: Eukaryota; Viridiplantae; Streptophyta; Magnoliopsida; Lamiales; Lamiaceae. Gene Ontology annotation, molecular function: RNA binding; protein binding. The transcript is spliced from 7 exons. The record is from RefSeq and is a predicted model, not a curated record. Gene Ontology annotation, biological process: RNA modification. The coding region runs from base 465 to 2093 and encodes 542 amino acids.